Molecule: messenger RNA, 1986 nt
Organism: Erpetoichthys calabaricus (reedfish)
Lineage: Eukaryota; Metazoa; Chordata; Cladistia; Polypteriformes; Polypteridae
Gene: lrrc18a
Product: leucine rich repeat containing 18a
Exons: 2
Coding region: 316-1083 (255 amino acids)
Molecular function (GO): protein binding
Source: RefSeq, a predicted model, not a curated record
AAACAAGGAAGAGUGCAGGAAUAAGGCUGUACUCAGUCACGUAUUGACUAAUUGUCUGCAAUGUCAAAUAUGCUUCAUCAUCAGUUACACUUUCAAUGAACAGUUUUUCUUGAAAUCUUUUGCUGGGUUGCUAGAGGUCACUGUAACGUAUAGGUUCUCUUUUAGAAACAAUACAAGACCUAAUUUAUAAUUGACAGGGAAAGAGAAGGAAGAAUGUAACACGAAGAGACAAGCCCUGAGAAAACACUACUCUGCCAUAACUUGAGAACCAAGAAGUCUUCUUAUUUUACAGGACCGAAAACUGAAAGAAGGAAAAUGGCAAAAGGAAAGAAAAAAGCAGGACCAAAAGGAAAGAAAAUCACCCUUAAAAUGGCCAAAAGCUCCAUAAAGAUGACAGUUGAUGGCAAAAGACGACUUGACCUCAGCAACAUGGGCAUUGCAACAUUCCCCAAAUGCUUACUUAAACUGGCAGAUGUGGAGGAGCUCGAUCUUAGCAGAAAUAUGCUCACAAAAAUUCCAGAGUAUAUUGAAAAGUUUCAGAAUCUGCGCUGGCUUGAUUUACACAGUAACCAUAUCGAAAAGAUCCCAGACAGCAUUGGGCAACUACAAAACCUAUAUUAUCUCAAUCUUUGCAAUAACAAAUUGACAGCAAAUUCAAUCCCCAUUGAAAUCAGCCAGCUAAAGAACAUGCGUCAUCUGAAUCUUGGAAUGAAUGAAUUUGAAUGCAUCCCAACAACAAUCGCAGCUCUGAAAGAACUGCAGGAAUUGGGUCUUUUUGACAAUAAGCUCACCACCCUCCCUGAAAAUGUUGCAAAGCUCCCAAAGCUCAAAAAGGUUAAUACCAAACGGAAUCCAUUCCCACAGCCAGCAGAGGAAGAAGAGUUGGACCCCAUAAAACGUGUAGAGAGCCUUUACUUGGUUCAUGAAGAUAAACUGUGUGUGCCAUGUUCGAAAAAGUGCAAAGAUGAAAGGGAGAAGUUGAACAAAAUGAAAACAUGUACAUCUUCACAAAAGAAAGUAAAUUUUACUGGGCUUAUUACCCCAAAUUCCAUAGCUCAAGAAACCCAAGCAGUGUGGAGGUAAAUAAAUCUAAUCAGGAAAAAAAUGUUAAAAAAAAUUAAUAAACCUAACCUAAUAAACCUAAUUAGAUAGAUAGAUAGAUAGAUAGAUAGAUAGAUAGAUAGAUAGAUAGAUAGAUAGAUAGAUAGAUAGAGUGCAUAAUAAAUACUGUACAUACAGAAUUAAUUUUCAUACAAAGGUAUACAGUUAAUCCUGAAUGAUACAGCUGAAAUUAAUUUUAUCUAUCUGCAAAUAUAGCCAUUCACUACAUUUUGGGAAACCAUCACUUUGGAAGCGCAUAGCUUGUUAUGAUUAGUGUUGUUCAAAUCACAAAUAUUCUGAGGCUUUUUUCCUAAGCAAAAUACAUCAAGGUGAAAUUUUCUUACACUUUAAGCAUAUGCUGUGCCAAAGAACCUAAGCGUGUCAUCUAGACAUUUACAGUCCAUACGUUUCUAUCCAACUUUCCUUUACAUACUCAAAAGGCAUAAAAUCAAAAUCUUACUAAAGAUUAUAUGUCUUUUAAAAUAAAAGUAUGAAUUAACCUAAUGUUCGGAUUCAGCGGGUUGGAAAAUGGAUGGAUUAACCUAAUGAGAGAAUAAAAUACAUGCUUGAAGCCAUUAAUGUUUUCAAUGGUAUUAUUUUUUUUUUUUUGAGAUUGCACUAAAAAGUCUGUUUAGAAUCAUGAAGACAAGGAAAGUAUUGGCCACUAAAUGUAUCUACAUGAACAACACUACAAGAACCUACUUAUUCAAAUUCCUGAACACAGGAAAAGGUGCUUCGCAGGUAUCCUGAAGGCACUAAAACAAGCUUUGGCCCAAGAUGAAGACUACAUAAUUUAGUAACACUUUUGUUUAAGUAUGGCAAAAAUUUAUCUGUUACUCAUUUACUCUUAUGUAGCAAGAUCUUAACAAAGGCUUCUUUUGGUCG